GUAUACAGUUGCGGUUGCUAAGAGCUGAGGAGUGAAGGAGACUGAAGCUCUGUUACUGAGAUACCAUGCUAGCUGAUCCUGGGAACACCAUGAGAGACCCUAACCCAAUCUACCAGGGGAGAUACAAAGAUCACUUUCCGGACAUCCGCUCUGCUGGGAAACUUUUCCCCAUUGGAGAGAGAGCUUCUGGCUGCUUGACUGAAAUUUACCCCAGGCCCAUCACCCCACCAGUGGUUCAGAAGUUUCUAAAUACAAGGCGUCCUGGUCCGGGUUCUCAGACUGUAUUCUAUGGCAGAGCAAAUGAUCCCAAUAUUGGAAAAUUCAUGACACAUGGAGUGAGCACUCGCUCCUCAUACAGUGCUGGCUUAUUAGUAAACCCACGGCCCAAAUCAUUAUUUCAGCAAAAACAAACUGAAAAGAAGGAGUCGUUAUAUUUCAGCCAUCAGUGGAAACCUCUUGGAAAAUCACACGACCAGCUAGCAGCUUUCCCUUCUUACUUAGACCUGAAUGGAUUUCCAUUUGGACAAACAAUCAAAAGAGGUUUAUCAGCAGGAGAAGUUCUAAAUCCUCCUAAGAGCUAUCAAGAACUUGACGAAGAGUCAAAGAAAGGACAUGAGUUGUAUGUGGUGACACAUAAUGAUUAUAAUGUUGGUGAAAUAAGAAACCGAAAAUAUGGUUCAACACAUUUUCAAACAGAUAAAACGUUUGGAAUGAAAACUCCACACUUCACUGAUGGCAGGAACGUGAGACGCUCGAUGCAAUGGCUUUCUGAAAAAUAUGGGAAAGAAGGUGCAAACAUUGUUUUUAAAAGGCUUGAUGACUUCCGAGAGCGUACACAGCCUCAGGUUGGAAAAGGUCUUGACCCUAUGGCAGACACUAGGAAUCUUCCAGCAGAUCAUACAUUUGGUGCUCCUCUCCAACAUGAAAAAUACGGAGUUGGAGAUCUCAUUCAAUACAGGACUACAAAUUAUCUGCGUGGCAAAGAGCGACUUAGAGCCAACCUGGCAGCUGUUCAACAACACUUGAAGAAAGCAAAUUAUCAGAAUUUUGGGUCACUAGUGGAAGCAUUUAGACAUUAUGACAAGAAUGGUGAUGGAAAAAUUGAUAAGGAUGAUCUAAAACGAACUUGUGAUCAGUUUGGGCUGGAUUUGGAUGUUGAACUUUUAGAUUCUUUACUUGAAUACUGUGACGUAGACAACGACGGCCUGAUUAACUUUGUUGAGUUUGCAAACUUUCUUAACUGGAAAGAUAAAAUGGGUAUUACAGAACUGGAAGAAAAAAUACUUACACAAGGGUCUAGAAAUGUCAAUGAGAUUGUGGAUUCUUCCACAAAAAACAAAGAAGAAUUUUCCGGUGAAGGUCUGGUAAAGCAAACAGAUCUUGAAUUAAAAGAAGAAGGGUUUGAUAAAACACCUAAAAUCCUCCCGAAACCAGAACCUGUUAAAGGCUUUUAUUGUACAUCAUCAUCAAAAAUCAGCGCUGUUGUGGGGGGCCCAAGUUCUGUCCGUUAUCACACAUGUGGAGUGCCUAGUAUUCGCAGAGAUCUUGUCCCUCCUCACAUUCGCAAAAUUAGUGAUAGAUACAAUUAUGGAGAUGAGUCUGGUGCCUUCAAACUGAUACGCCCAUCUAUCUUUGAGCAAAACAUGGUCAGUGAAAGAGAUCUUUUAAAGCCCCGCUCAAAAGAAGAGAUUACAGAGAUACUGCGUAACAUUGGUUUUAGUAUUUCCAAUGACAAUUUUGACCAGCUAUGGAAUUUGGCCUCAGAUAUUCAUCCAAGAGGAGACGUUUGUGUUGAAACAAUAAGAAAUGCGUUGGAUCAUAUGCAGGCACCUCAAAUCAUAAUGGGGUCUUGAACAGAAGACUUGUGUUUGUGUUAAAAAUCAGAAUAAAAUUGGAUCUUGAGCACUGUUGAA
Messenger RNA from Pelobates fuscus (common spadefoot toad), 1913 nucleotides. RefSeq names its product EF-hand domain family member B (gene EFHB). The transcript is spliced from 13 exons. Lineage: Eukaryota; Metazoa; Chordata; Amphibia; Anura; Pelobatidae. The record is from RefSeq and is a predicted model, not a curated record. Bases 66 to 1853 code for a protein of 595 amino acids. Gene Ontology annotation, molecular function: calcium ion binding.